GUCAAAUGCUCGCCUGCAUGGUGCACAGUUGGAAGAAUCGCUCAUCUCUUCAAGCCUUUUGGGCUACACCAAGUAGCUUCUAAAGCUACGCCUGCAACAUCAUCAGCAGCAUCAAUUAAUAUAUAGACAACAUCAACAUGGCUUGUGCACCUUUAUUACUGGAGAACUUUAUCUACAAGAAGCGCAACUUUGUGUAUGCUUUUGUGCGCCAUCGUCUCUUUGUGUUAUGUAAACAAUCGUUAAUACGCGUGCAGUCUGCAGAGGGCAUCAAGCGAGUCGAGAUCUCGCCAAAGUCAAAUCUAAAGCAGUUCUAUGAUAGCGUUCAGAACGCGCUCAAAGUUGAUGGAUUUGGCCUGUUCUUGGAGCGCAAUUUUGCUACAGAGCUGCAGGCCAGUGGCUCACAGCUGGUGGGCAGCACGCUCAAGCAUGGCGACAUGGUUUACUUAAAACAAAUAGCGGGCACGUCAUCACGACGUGCUAGCACAACUGCAAUGGAGACUGUGACUUUCAAUGCAGCUGCCAAGCAGUCUAGCGAAAAGAUCAGUAAUAUUCGUCCCUCCAGCAAUGUCAUUGAAGAUGAAGUCGAUCAGCAGCUGUUUAAAUCUGAUGGCACCAUCAAGCGUGAUCGCGACACAAAGCUUUGUCAUCACAAUGCCAAUGGACGGUGUGUUCAUUGCUCGCCACUGGAACCAUACGAUGAGAACUAUCUGAAGGAGCACAAUAUUAAGCACUUGUCGUUUCACUCGUAUCUGCGCAAGCAAACCUCUGGCAUGGAUCAUGGCAAGUACUUUGUCUUCGACGACAUCAAUUGCCGCAUCAAGCCUGGCUGUCGUGAGCAUCCGCCGUGGCCCAAGGGCAUUUGUUCCAAGUGUCAACCAUCGGCUAUCACACUAAAUCGUCAGACUUAUCGCCAUGUGGACAACGUCAUGUUUGAGAAUACCAAAAUCGUGGAGCGCUUUUUGAACUAUUGGCGUACCACGGGCCAUCAGCGUAUGGGCUAUUUGUAUGGCACGUAUGAACAGCAUACGGAUGUCCCACUUGGCAUUCGCGCCAAGGUGGCGGCUAUUUAUGAGCCACCACAAGAAUCAUCUCGUGACUCGAUUAAUAUAUGUCCCGAUGAGGGUGCCGAUGAUGUGGAGGCUGUGGCCAGCGCUUUGGGACUUAAAAAAAUUGGUUGGAUAUUUACUGAUUUGAUUACGAAAGAUGCUACCGCUGGAACUGUGAAGCAGAUUCGCGGCAUUGAGACGCACUUCCUGACUGCCCAGGAGUGCAUAACUGCGGGAGAACUGCAGAACCGACAUCCCAACCCUUGCAAAUAUGCCACAAAUGGCAAUUUUGGCUCCAAGUUUGUCACCAUUUGUGUGACAGGGGAUUCUACCCAUCAGGUGCACAUGGAGGGUUAUGCUGUGUCCGCACAAUGCAUGGCUUUGGUGCGGGAUAAUUGUCUGAUACCUACGAAAGAUGCUCCAGAAUUGGGCUAUGUACGCGAAUCGACUGAUAAACAAUACGUGCCGGAUGUAUUUUACAAGGAGAAGGAUCAAUAUGGUAAUGAAGUUCAACGCUUGGCGCGUCCAUUGCCAGUGGAAUAUUUGCUGGUGGAUGUGCCAGCAUCAACACCGUUGCAACCGCAAUACACAUUCACGGAGUACGACAAGCGCCAGGCAUUCCCUAUUGAGAAUCGUUAUAUUGAUGGACACCUACAGGAUUUCAAUGCGCUGAGUAGUUAUCUGUCAGCCUGGGCCAACGAGGAGUUUCUUGAGGCCAUUUCAGACUUUCACUUGCUGAUCUAUCUGUAUAAAAUGGACAUGCUACCAUUGCGUCAACACAUGGGACCCUUGCUGGAGGCUGUGCGCUCAAAGAAUCCCAACAAGGCGGCCGAUUUCAAAGGCGAUGAAGUAUGGAAAUUGCUCGAAUCACUUGUCCAAGCUAGCUCCAGUGGUAGUGGCGGAACGACCAGUUAUCCAAGUGGCGCUGCGGCCAAUGCUGGAAGUGCAGGUGCUGAUCCCAUGGAUUUGGAUGCCAACACCUGGACUUGCAAUCACUGCACGUUCAUCAAUCGCGGCGAGUUGACCUCCUGCGAAAUAUGCUCGCUACCUAGAUAAGGAUAAAUAUUUUGUGCAUGCAUAGAAGUCAGAGCAACACUAUGAAAUUCUGGUGUUAAUGAAACUAAAGAUUCAAUCAUACUUACUAUAGCAGGAGGCAGGAAGAUAUGGCGUGGCAACACAACCUCGUAGCAUGCCGCGCGUUCUCUAUAAAUAUAACAUUGUAUAAGAGUUUUAUAAAAAAAAUUUAAUUUAUUUUUAAAUAAAUUUAAAUUGUUGAGUAUACUUCAAAA
Messenger RNA from Drosophila nasuta, 2335 nucleotides. It is a transcript of the gene Npl4, whose product is annotated as nuclear protein localization 4. The record is from RefSeq and is a predicted model, not a curated record. The transcript has 8 exons. Bases 138 to 2102 code for a protein of 654 amino acids. Gene Ontology annotation, molecular function: ubiquitin protein ligase binding; ubiquitin binding. Lineage: Eukaryota; Metazoa; Arthropoda; Insecta; Diptera; Drosophilidae. Gene Ontology annotation, cellular component: nucleus. Gene Ontology annotation, biological process: ubiquitin-dependent protein catabolic process.